This is a messenger RNA of Solanum pennellii, 925 nucleotides long. RefSeq names its product thioredoxin H2-like. Bases 306 to 713 code for a protein of 135 amino acids. The record is from RefSeq and is a predicted model, not a curated record. Lineage: Eukaryota; Viridiplantae; Streptophyta; Magnoliopsida; Solanales; Solanaceae. Gene Ontology annotation, molecular function: protein-disulfide reductase activity. The transcript is spliced from 3 exons.
AAAAAGUAAAAAUAAUAAACAACUUUGUUGCAGGGUGAAAAAAUACAGAGUGAGAAUAAAGUGGUAAAGAUCCUGCAUUAGUAAUACUGAAAAAAGAACCAACACAAACAAAAGACACAUAGCAUCAAAUCUUCUAAUAUAUGAUGGAAUGAUCAACACAACUCAUAAUGAACAUAUUCUGUGUUAAAUUUUAAGUUUCAUGUACAUCAGCAACCAAUAUAAAAAGGGGUCCCUGGAAGACUCUAAGCUCCAACAAUAAUCCAACGAUAAAUCUUUCGAAAACCAGAAGAGCAAGUUCGAAGAAAAUGGGUGCUAACUACUCAUCAACUUGGCAUGAGACUCAUAAUAUGCCAAUCACACCACAAAGCAAGAGGUCUCAAGUCAUUGCUUUUCACUCUUCAACAAAAUGGAAGCUCCAUUUUGAUUCUUUGAAAAAUACAAACAAACUGAUUGUUAUUGACUUCACAGCUACAUGGUGUGGUCCUUGCAAAUACAUGGAACCAGUUCUCAAUGACUUUGCUGCUAAAUAUACAGACGUUGAGUUUGUCAAGAUUGAUGUCGAUGAGCUGGAUGAUGUAGCUCAAGAAUAUGGGGUUCAAGCAAUGCCAACGUUUGUGCUGAUAAAGAAGGGCAAGGUAGUUGACAAGAUUGUUGGAGCAGACAAGGAUGGGCUACAGAAGAAGAUUCAGAAACACAAAGCUAUCUACGUCUAAACAAACCAAAUGCAGUAACGUAAUGAGCAGGGUUUACUCGACGAUAGGUCUCUAUGCAGAAUAAUGUCAUAUCUUUGUCAGUAAGAACUAGUUAUGUACUCACCUAUGGUCUUUCUCACUUCUGAUAGUAAAAUCCAAACAGGCUGAUUUAAGCACUAAUAUUGGUAUAUUUGAUAUGAAUAAGUAAAAGGUCUUUCAGGUUUCUGGGUUCA